Tripterygium wilfordii is the source of this 1770-nucleotide messenger RNA. RefSeq names its product autophagy-related protein 18b. Gene Ontology annotation, biological process: autophagy of mitochondrion; protein localization to phagophore assembly site; protein lipidation. The record is from RefSeq and is a predicted model, not a curated record. Gene Ontology annotation, cellular component: phagophore assembly site membrane; cytosol; extrinsic component of membrane. Lineage: Eukaryota; Viridiplantae; Streptophyta; Magnoliopsida; Celastrales; Celastraceae. The coding region runs from base 119 to 1228 and encodes 369 amino acids. Gene Ontology annotation, molecular function: phosphatidylinositol-3,5-bisphosphate binding; protein binding; phosphatidylinositol-3-phosphate binding. The transcript has 12 exons.
GGUGGGAACACCGAAAACCAAACCAAAUAGAAAAUUGGUUCAGAAAACGGAAACAGAAAACACAUAACAGCCCUUGCAGAGACCCUCCUCCCCCGACUCAAUAGGGAGAACAGUCGCCAUGGCCAGCCAGUCCUUACCGUACCCGAUCCUCUGCGCUUCUUUCAAUCAAGAUAACAGUGGCUUUGCUAUAAGUACCAAAGAUGGUUUCAAAAUAUUUGAUUCCAAUACAGGCCGACUCUGUUAUGAGCGAGGUAUUGGAGCUUUUGUUAUUGUCGAAAUGCUCUAUAGCUCCAGUCUUCUUGCCAUUGUGGGAGCUGGCGAACAGCCAUCUUUAUCACCUCGUCGUCUCUGUUUGUUCAACACUACAACUGGAAGUGCUCUUCGUGACCUCAAUUUCUUAACUACAAUCCUUGCUGUUCGAUUAAACCAGAAAAGACUUGUCGUUGUUUUGGAAGAAAAGACGUACAUUUAUGACUCAAAUAGUCUUGCAAUAUUGGACACUAUUGAUACAGUUCCUAAUCUAAAAGGUCUAUGUGCAUUCUCGCCCAAUUUGGAUGGCUGCUUCUUGGCUCUUCCUGCAAGUUUGACCAAGGGAUCAGUUAUGGUAUACAAUGUCAUGGAGGUCCGCUUACAUUGUGAGAUUGAUGCUCAUCGUGCACCGUUGUCUGCCAUUGCUCUUUCUUCAAAUGGGAUGUACAUUGCAACAGCAUCUGAACAGGGAACCAUAAUCAGAGUUUAUCUGGUUUCAGAAGCAACAAAGUCAUGUAGUUUUCGACGGGGAACAUACCCAUCAACAAUAUUUUCAUUGUCAUUUGGACCAUCAAUUCAACUUCCCGAUAUUCUUGUGGCCACAAGUUCUUCAGGUUCUGUUCAUGCUUUUUCUCUGGGAUUUGCUAUUAGUCAGAGGUGCAGAAGGUCAACUAGUUUUCUUGGAUCAAUAUUACCCAGCUCUGUGAAUGAUGCCCUGGAUCCGGCUCAUCAUCAUGUGCUUCACAAUGCAGUUUCACCAGGAACUAAAAGCUGUGUGGUCGUUCGCAAGGUGGACAAGGUUGCUGACGCAUCAACUUCUGAAUUUGUCGCUUGUAGGGCAACCUUAUCCAUAUUAACCUACGAUGGGUACUUCCAGGAGUAUGUGUUGAGCAUCAACAAUCAAAAUGAGUCCUCUUGGAGUUUAGAGCGUGAAUUCAAUCUUUUGACAGUACUCUCAGAUAGUGCCAAAAGCUCAUGAUUGAAGAGGGGGGUUAAAUUACCCAUAAGCAGCUUGUUAACUUCUUUGACGGGGAAGAUCUCCGGAGUUUAGGGUUUAAAGCUUGAAGAUUUGCGCAGCCCCGCUUGUAAGUGAUGAACCUCAACACAUGAAAAGGUUCGAGGGUGCUUGCUGUAAGAUGACAGUGGACACUGCAGUUUGCUUUAUCAGCGGUGGGUGGGUGAUAUGAAUGCAGAAACAUCGAUUGCACCAGACAACAUUACCCAUCCGACGGUGAUAGAGCACGCAAUCAAUACAUACUGCAGACACCCCCCAUAAGAAGGUGAUGGUUUCUAGCACAUUUAACUUCAGAUAAAGUGUUAAGUCUCCCUUAGAAAUGUAUUCUUAGAAAUGUAUUCUAAUAAAUGUGAAACAGAGGAAAUUUUAAUUUUGCUUGGUACUUUUUGCUAGUUUAAAUUAUGGUUUUCAUGUAGAAAAGCUGCCUUAGAUAUCAAUGUUCCUAAGAUAAUCCGAGCUUCUGUGGAUUGAUGCAUCAGAAGCACUUACUGGCUUACUGCAGGUGU